This is a messenger RNA of Malassezia vespertilionis, 1599 nucleotides long. It is a transcript of the gene NOP58, whose product is annotated as Nucleolar protein 58. Gene Ontology annotation, cellular component: box C/D methylation guide snoRNP complex; small-subunit processome. Lineage: Eukaryota; Fungi; Basidiomycota; Malasseziomycetes; Malasseziales; Malasseziaceae. The record is from RefSeq and is a predicted model, not a curated record. Bases 1 to 1599 code for a protein of 532 amino acids. The transcript has a single exon. Gene Ontology annotation, molecular function: snoRNA binding.
AUGGUGCUGGUCCUCUUCGAGACGGCGGUGGGCUUCUGCCUUUUCUCGCUUUCUGAUGAUGCCAAAAUCAGCUCUCCCGAUUUGCACAAGCGGUUUGAGAGUGAGAGCGAAGCGAACCGCCUGCUCCAGCUUUCCGCAAUCCACCGCUUCCAAAGCACGGCGGACGCCGUGGCCGCCGCUACCGCUGUGAACGACGGCAAACUCGGGAAAGACUUGAAAAAAUUCUUGCAGCGCGAGAUUGUGGACAAGGGAGGCUCUGCUGGUGCGAAAAGCGCGUCCACCGAAAAACUGCUAGUCUCUGAGCCGAAGCUUGCGUCGGCUAUCUCGAAAAAGCUCGGGAUCCAGGUUGCGUCCGAGUCGAGCAUGAUGGAUUUGUACCGCGGCAUUCGUGAGAACAUUGCGUCGCUGCUUUCUGCAUCAGGGGAUGCCGAGGAAGGACAGCUUGACCCGCGCGACCUGAACACCAUGUCGCUUGGUCUUUCACACAGUCUCAGCCGCUACAAGCUCAAGUUUAGCCCCGACAAGGUGGAUACCAUGAUCGUACAAGCUAUUGCGCUGCUGGACGAUCUCGACAAGGAGCUGAACAUUUAUGCUAUGCGUGUGAAGGAGUGGUACGGAUGGCACUUUCCUGAGAUGGGAAAGAUUAUUAUCGACAACAUUGCGUACGCCAAAGUCGUGCGCAAAGUCGGCUUCCGCACCAACACGUCUUCUACAGACCUCUCUGAGAUUCUUCCGGAAGAAAUUGAGCACACGAUCAAGGCCGCUGCAGAAAUCAGUAUGGGCACCGAAAUCAGCGAGUCGGAUAUCGAGCAUAUUUGGAGCCUGGCCGAGCAGGUCGUAGCGAUUAGCGAAUACCGCGCACAGCUUUACGCAUACUUGGGCAACCGCAUGCAUGCGAUUGCGCCAAACCUCACUGUACUCCUCGGCGAGCUUGUUGGUGCGCGCCUCAUUAGCCACGUCGGCUCGUUAAUGCAUCUCGCCAAGUUGCCUGCCAGCACAAUCCAGAUCCUCGGCGCCGAAAAAGCGCUCUUUCGCGCGCUCAAAACUAAACACGAUACGCCCAAGUAUGGGCUGCUCUACAAUGCAAGUCUCGUGGGUAUGGCUCCGCCGAAGAAGAAGGGCAAGAUGGCACGCAUGUUGGCGAACAAGACUGCCUUGUCUGUGCGCGUCGAUGCUCUUACCGACCCUGCGGACGAGCAGGCACAAGCAGGCGCUUUCCUCGGCAAUGAAUACCGCUCCAAGCUCGAGCUCGUCGCACGCGGAAUGGACCAGCGCGGCACGGUCGAAAACAUUCGCUCCGCCAAAGGCGCUGAUGGCGGCUACAAGCAGCAGAGCUAUGUGCCUGCAGCGAAUGGCCGCGGCUACAACGCAGGUGCCGAUGCGCCGCCCACCGUGACGGGUGCUGACGACGACGACGACGACGACGACGACGACGAGGCGGAGGUAAAGCCCAAAAAGGACAAGAAAGACAAGAAGGACAAGAAGGACAAGAAGGAGAAAAAGGACAAGAAGGAAAAGUCCAAACGUUCUGCCUCGGAGCUCGACGACGACAGCGGGGAGUCGAAGAAAAAGAAGAAGAAAAAGUCGAGCAAAGAGUAG